AUGGCUUGCUCCAGUGAAGUGAACGGUACUGCGACGCAUGCUAACAAAGCCACUCUCAAUGGCACCACCAAUGGAAUCGAUAUCUCGGCCGAUAGAACUCCUGAUCUAGGCGCCCAUGCCGGCGACAGGCAACGCCUGAGAGACGCGAAAACCUCCUUGAAAGCCUUGCCAGCCUAUACGCCCCGAAAACUUCGUGUUGUAACGAUCGGUGCUGGGUAUUCGGGUCUUACCUUGGCGCAUAAGUUCCAGCAUGAACACAGCGACCUGAGUGAUAUAAUCGAUCACACAAUCUACGAAGUAAGGUCCGAACUUGGAGGGACCUGGCUGGUGAACACCUACCCAGGAGUGGUUUGCGAUGUUCCGUCACAUAUCUACGCGUUCCCAUUCGACCCCAACCCUAGUUGGUCUCGGUUCUUCUCGACUGGACCUGAAAUCUGGGCAUACAUGAAGAAAACCGCCCAGAAAUGGAAUCUCGAGCGUGAUGUUAAAUACAACCAUCGUGUCAAGGGAGCUUACUGGCAAGGAGAUCGUGGCCAAUGGAAGGUCCUGGUCGAGCAUGCCAACACGAUUUUCGAAGACUAUGCCGAUAUUCUGAUCUCGGCGCAGGGGUUUUUGAACACCUGGAACUGGCCCUCGAUUCCUGGGUUACAAAACUUCCAGGGCAAGAAGGUACAUUCGGCAAACUGGGACCACGACUACGACUACAGCGAGAAAAGCAUUGCGGUGAUCGGCAAUGGUUCGUCCGGCAUCCAAAUAUUGCCUCAGAUGGCGAAGCUACCAGGUACAAAGGUAACGAGUUUUCAACGUGGCGCAACCUGGGUGGUUAGCACCAUGAGCCCUGCUUCUCUGCUUGGAAAAGACGACCCUGCGUACAAUCCGGAGUACACAGAUGAGGAGAAGGAAGCCUUCUUGAAGGAACCGCAAAAACAUAAUCAGUACCGGAAGAAGAUCAUUCACAGCAUCAAUGACAGUUUCAAGAUGUUUGUGAAGAACUCGGAGCUCAAUAAGCAGAUCUUUGGCCUUGCCACUCGACAGAUGACCGAAAAAUUGAAUAGCGAUCCCGAAUUAUGCGAAAAACUCAUUCCGAAGUGGGAGUUGGGCUGUCGACGGAUCACCCCCGGAGAGGGAUACCUCGAAGCCUUUUUACGUGACAAUGUUGAGCUCACCCAGAGUCCCAUCACCCAUAUUGAUACGGAUAGCGUCCAUACAUCUGAUGGCAAGGCCUAUAAGGUAGAUGUCGUCAUCUGUGCCACCGGAUUCGACGUCUCCUAUCGCCCUCAUUAUCCAAUCGUUGGCCGAGGGAAUGUGAAUCUUGCAAACAAAUGGGCUAAGGAACCCUCGUCGUACUUGUCACUCGCUUCAGCCGACAUGCCGAAUUACUUCAUGUUUACCGGGCCUAACGCGUUGAUCGGCCACGGUUCCCUGAUGGAAAGCCUGGGUUGGUCUGCCGAGUACAUGAUCAAAUGGAUCCGGAAAAUCGCCUCGGAGGACCUCAAAGCCGUGGUUCCCAAGCAGGACGCUGUGGAUGAUUUCCUCGCCUAUUCGGAUCAGAUCCACCAGACACUGACAUGGACAGGAGCAUGUCGGAGCUGGUACAAGAACAAUACGAUAGACGGCCGAGUGACCGCGACGUUUGCGGGUAGUGCGUUGCUAUUCAAACGACUCAUUGAGGAUCUGCGACCGGAAGACUUCGAUCUUGAGUCGAGAGACGAGAAUCGCUUCCGGUUUCUAGGGAAUGGAUUUUUAGCAUACGAGUUGAACAAGGGGAAUGAUUUGGCUUGGUACGUGAAAAUGUGA
Messenger RNA from Exophiala aquamarina CBS 119918, 1797 nucleotides. RefSeq lists its product as uncharacterized. NCBI's taxonomy places the organism in Eukaryota, Fungi, Ascomycota, Eurotiomycetes, Chaetothyriales, Herpotrichiellaceae. The record is from RefSeq and is a predicted model, not a curated record. Bases 1 to 1797 code for a protein of 598 amino acids. Gene Ontology annotation, molecular function: N,N-dimethylaniline monooxygenase activity; flavin adenine dinucleotide binding; NADP binding. The transcript has 5 exons.